CGAGACAUUGUUAAAACGCCAUCCAAAAUAGACGCUCAAGAUCACAGUUCUUUCUGUUUGAACCACAACGUCGAAACCUAAAAUCCAAGGUAAGAAAAGUUUUUUAGAACAUAAGAUAUGCUCCUCAGAAUGACUUAAGUAACAGUAUUGAUGUCCACUGCAUAAAUGGCGGACAAGUUGUAGACCUUGUCAUGGUUUGGAAGCCAUCUUGGCGCUUGAGAAAUGAGAAUCGUAUGUCAAAUAAUUUCCGUCAAACGGCUGUUUUGAAAAAAGUAUGAGUGGUUACCUAAAGCUACACAGCGAAGGAUUGUACUGACUUUUUUUUUUUGGACCGUACCUGUGCUUAAAUUUCUCCAGACGCUUGCUUUAGAUUUCCCACAUAUUUCUCACGCGGUUGCUUACACGUCAAGAUUGCUUCCAAAACCAUGAAAAGGUCUAUUGUGACAGUUGACUCCUGAUCUCGAACCCUCGCUAACUUGAAUCAGAAUCAAUUUCCCUUGGAUUUGUGUCAUAUGUUUACAGUAAUUUUACCCUCGGUAACUUGAACCUCCCCCUAACUCAAGUAAUUUUUGUUUCUUGCAGACUAUUUUUAGAAGCUUCUAAUUCACCUAAUCUUUACCCUUGACAACCUGAACCACGUUUUACGUCGAAAAAAAUAUUGUAGUGAAGUCCUAAACACUGAAUUUAGCGUCAAUUAUUUGCCUUUUGCAGGGGUGGUGGAUCAGGUGGGGGGUGUUGGCUGGGGGUCUUAGCAAGCGCACUUUUCUGAAGGAAACAAUCAGGCAGGCCAGUGUUCUAACAGCGGGAUAUAUGGAAGGCCAAGAAAUAUGUCUCAAGUUUACAAAAUCUCCAUGAUAUUUCUAGAGAAUGGCAGUACCUCUCAUUUUACACUUUAUCCAGGUUGCAUUUUUUAAAGAAAUAUCUCAAAAGAGCGUUGAAAAUGCCAUUUCCGAGGACCUGUCUUUUGGGCGUGGUAAAAAACAUUUCUAAAUAGCCUCAUUACUCUUAUGAAAUAAAUAAAUAAAACUAUAAAAUAACAACAUUAAAUACUUUCUAAGGUACUUUAUUGUUAUAACUACUUUGGCAGUUGGUAGGUGUCCCUGAUUACUUUAUGUUUGCAAACCAGAAUACAGUUUCUAACAUAACACAUUAACAAAGUUAUUUACGGUAAUGAUUUUAUUUUCUUUUGAAGGGUGUACAAUCGAAGUGGCACUCCAUACUCCAUGUCUUUAAAGUGUAAACAGUGUGGAAAGUAUUUUAGCCAAGCAGGAAGCUUAAAAACUCAUGAAAGAGUUCACACUGGAGAAAAGCCUUAUGAAUGUAAACAGUGUCACAAGUGUUUUAGCCAAGCAGUUCAGCUAAGGAAUCAUGAAAGAGUUCACACUGGGGAAAAACCAUAUAAAUGUAAACAGUGUGACAAGUGUUUUAGCCAAAAAGGAAGUCUAACAUGUCAUGAAAGAAUUCACACUGGGGAAAAGCCUUAUGAAUGUGAACAGUGUAGCAAGUGUUUUAGCCAUGCUGGAAGCCUUAGGAUUCAUAAAAGAGUUCACAGUGGAGAAAAACCAUAUAAAUGUAAACAGUGUGACAAGUGUUUUAGCCAAAAAGGAAGUCUAACAAGUCAUGAAAGAAUUCACACUGGGGAAAAGCCUUAUGAAUGUAAACAGUGUGGCAAGUGUUUAAGUGAUGCGGUAGGCCUAAGGAUUCACAAAAGUCUUCACACUGGGGUAAAGCCUCAUCAAUGUAAACAAUGUGGCAAGUGUUUUAGCCGAUCAAAAGACCUAAGGAGACAUGAAAGAGUUCACACUGGGGAAAAGCCUUAUGAAUGUAAUCAGUGUCACAAAUGUUUUAGCCAAGCAGCUCAACUGAAGAGACAUGAAAGAGUUCACACUGGGGAAAAGCCCCACAAAUGUAAACAGUGUGACAAGUGUUUUAGCGAAGCAGGAAAGCUAAGGAUUCAUGAAAGAGUCCACACUGGGGAAAAGCCAUUUGAAUGUAAACAUUGUGGCAAGUGUUUUAUCGAAGCAGGAAAACUAAGGAUUCAUGAAAGAGUUCACACUGGGGAAAAGCCAUAUGAAUGUAAACAGUGUGGCAAGUGUUUUAGCCGGUCAGGAGACCUGACAAGACAUGAAAGAGUUCACACUGGGGAAAAGCCUUAUGAAUGUCAACAAUGUGGCAAGUGUUUUAUCGAAGCAGGAAAACUAAGGAUUCAUGAAAGAGUUCACACUGGGGAAAAGCCUUAUGAAUGUCAACAGUGUGGCAAGUGUUUUAGUGAAGCAGCGAAGCUAAAGGUUCAUGAAAGAGUUCACACUGGGGAGAAGCCAUUUGAAUGUAAACAGUGUGGCAAGUGUUUUGGUGUAGCAGGAAGGCUAAAAAUUCAUGAAAGAAUUCACACUGGGGAAAAGCCAUUUGAAUGUAAACAGUGUGGCAAGUGUUUCAGCCGAUCAGGAGACCUAAAGAGACAUGAAAGAGUUCACACUGGGGAAAAGCCAUAUAAAUGUAAACAGUGUGGCAAGUGUUUCAGCGAAGCAGGAAAGCUAAAGGUUCAUGAAAGAGUUCACACUGGGGAGAAGCCAUUUGAAUGUAAACAGUGUGGCAAGUGUUUUAGCCAAUCAGGAGACCUAAAGAGACAUGAAAGUGCUCACACUAGGGAAAAGGCUUAUGAAUGUAAACAAGUGGUUUUGUCAAUCAGGACACUUUAAGAGUCACUCAAAAUCCACAGCAAAAAAGUGUCACAUAAAUGUGAUAGUAACAAGGGUCUUUUUAAGAGUUUGCAUUGUAAGGUUAAGAGGGCAGGAUUGACUAACAGAACACUGUUAGAGAGCAUCUGUCAAGAGGAGAUGAGUACUGAAUCUCUUCUUCUUCAACAUUAUGAAAACCGUAUGAGGCAUGUUGCUGUAAAAGACUCACAAAAUUAACAAAUGCUCGAGUCUGAGUGUUGUUAAAUUUUGUUUGGUUUUUGUUGGGUUUGCAUUUACAUGUAAGCUGCAUAAACUAUCUGUUUUGUCACCUUUGAUUAAUUGGUUGCGUUGAGUUUGAAUUGUGUUUCCCGUAAAUGGGUUUUAAAAAAGUUCUUGAAAUAUAUUAAUGUUGACGGUUUUGUACAUUGGCAAUUCAAUUUGUUGGUGAUCUUUUAAUAAUUCUAGUGACAAUCACACCACUAGUGAAAUUAGAUGAUAAAGAAAAUGUUCAGACUUUGAGCGCUGAGGUCGUUGCUUGAUGGAUCAAAGAACUGCCAUUCUCCUGCCAGUCCUAAUAGGUAAACAAUUUCGGAUUUAAACUGAAAGGAGGAGAUCUUUCUUACACUCCUCGGAUUGUUGGUACAGGCUACUUUUUUACUUUAUAUACCUUUUAUAUAUUAUCUAAACCCGUAGAGUAGCUUUUCUUCAGAGAUAAUAAAGCGCUUUUAUGCUUCAUACAAUGAGUAGGUUGUCAAAUGUUAGACUACGAGUAGUACCCCAUUUUUCCUCAGGGAUAGUAGAGCGAGCGAAACGCGAGGGCGUGUGAAAAUCACCCGACGCGAGAAAAGGCGACACGCUUUUUCUCGCGAGGGGUGAUUUUCACGCGCGCUCGCAUUUCGCUAGCUCUACUAUCCCUGAGGAAAAAUGGGGGACUACUCGUAGUCUAGUCAAAUGUUGCCAAGAGUUGUGCAAAGCUACCUUUAUAGGUGUUAUACCUUUGAUGUUCUAAACAUCGCUUUUGGUUGCUGAAUUUUGUCACCCAUCCGGGAGAAUUUUGUCACCCAAUAGCACUAUGUGUUUUUUUUACGUGACCCACGAACUGAUGCACAAAAUCAGGCUAAGUAAUAAAGUGUGGCACUCUUUCAUUUUAGUUCACCCCCUACUCCCUACUCAACCCACCCCCCAAAUCAUGUGAACGUGAAUCAAAGCCGAAAAAAAAUAGUCCCUUAGUUUUGUUUACGUGACCCGAGAAUUGAUGCACACAAUCAGGCUAAGUGAUAAAGUAUGGGACCCUUUUAUCUUGGUUCACGUUAACGUGAAUCAAAGCUGAAAAAAUUGUCCCUUGUGUGUUGUUUACGUGACACGUAAACGGAUGCACGCAAUCAGGCCAAAUAAUUAGGUAUGGGACCCUUUCAUCUUGGUUCCCGCCCCCCCUACUAAACCGACCGGCCCCUAAAUUAUAACGUAACCAAUGGACCAAUGUACAAGAUAAGUAGUGGUAGAGGGGUGAUUUAUUCCGUUUUGGUGCCUAGCAAGUGCCUAGUCCUGCAUACCAAUUUUAUAAGUGUCUAGUCAGCGUCCAGCUAACUAGAUAAAAUUGCGUUCCUUCACACUAAUCGAAGUUUGACCGGUUUUUGAAAUAUGUUUAUCGUGACAUUGACCGUCCUAUUGAUUGGCUCCGCCAGAAGAAGUUGGAGCCUGGUUGCCCUGCGGCUUUCCCAGUUCCCAAGUAAAUGGUCAUAAUUUGUCCUGUCAUCUGCGCUGUUUUUUCUUUUUGGACUGCCUCCGGUUUUCGUUCCUUUUUGUGAAAUUGCCUCGUUUUUUGUUGCUGUUUGCGAGUAGGCGAGGUUCGAUACCUCAGCGAGUUUGGCGGACGGGUUCCCCCUCCAUACAGGAGCCGAUUACUAAGUAAUCGGCUCCUGCUCCAUACUGUUUUUGUGCUGUUGUGUGUGUGUGGCUGUUGCUAGGAUGUCGUUUAGCGCCAUUGCACUCACCCCACCGAGGGGGCGGCCACUCACCUUAAAUAUAAAAGAGGUUAGUCUUUUCCUCGAGAUAGAACGAAGAAAACCAUGGUCAGCAUAAUACACAUUGUACUGUCGCAAUUUGUAAUAAUCAUCGCACUUUGUAAUACCUGUCGCAGUUUGUAAUAAAUUCAUCGCAAUUUGUAAUACUUGUCACAAUUUGUAAUAAACCGUGUCACACUUUGAAAUGAAAAAGCUGUCGCAGUUUGUAAUAACUGUCCAUCGCACUUUGUAAUAAACUAACCUGUUGCAAAAAAGCCUUUAAAGAUCUAAUUUCCAGCCCCCUUUCAAUUUAGGCGCUCGGUCAAUAUAUUUUGCGUUAUACUGUGUAAUGAAAUGUUUUUAGGAGGUAAAAAGAUAAUUUACAUCAACUGCAGUGAUUAACAGUUCAGCAGAGGUAGUAGGGAGGGUGGAUAAAGUCUUGAUCCUUAUAAAGCUACUCCGUUGAAAAUUUAAUGUACGGACCGGUGUUCACGCGUUUCUUUAUUUAUUGGUACUAUUAUUAUUAUUAUGCCUUUUUUUUUUUUGGCUUGUCGUCUCCCGGGAGUUUCCAACUACAGUCUUGUAAGCGAUCGCAUGGUAAAGCAAUAGGGGGUUGUUCCUUAUAAGAGCUUCAGAAAGUAAUUGCGCAUAAAGAAAAAACAAAAGGAAAUACUGUUUAAUAAGUAUCUUUAUAUAAGCUUAUAUACACACGGCUAAACUUUACGUCCAAUUUUUACCACUAUCGAAGACUGCACUUUCAUCGAAGUUUUGAUUUAUAUCAAAACAACUCUCGCUUUUAUACGAGCGCUUAAAAACGAAGUCCAAGGAACCCAAAGGUCCAGUUGGGUAAUUCCAAAAGAGGUCGCAGUCGCUUACGAGAGCUUUUCAUUACAAAGUUUAAGCAUGGAUAAUAGUGAUGGUUUAAGUCACAGUUCUAACGGGGUUUCACCCGGGGGUUUCACAAAUGUGGUAGUAACUAUUGGUCGCUUACGAGUUACAAGAGUGGUCGAAAGGAGAGUUUCGAUUGUCCUCAUGCACGUUAUUAGACUUUCUCAAAGUCAUUCGCUUCCCAUUUCCGGUUCAGGUAGUUGGCCCAAAAAACAUGAAAAAUCUUCCCGCUCGCGCUUCGUGCUCGUGAAAAAAAUUGAGCUCGACUUGUCAGGGACACUCAACGACGGUUUUCUCCUAAAUGCAUUGAAAACACUUUUUAGACUAUCCAAAGUACUUUUAGAUCUUUAGAAAUACAUUUUCUUUCGGCGCUAUAAAAAUUUAUAUCUGUUCGGUCAUCCUAGGGCAAUUUGAAUCUUUUCGAAAUUACAAAGGCUUGAGUAUUAUUUUCCCGAAAAUUUUAAAUGCAAUUUAAAGUUUUACGAAAGUGAGAAUUUUUCUGAUUUCUCUUUCCUUCGCAUUUUCGAAUCCGAAAAUUUUAGGUUUCUUUUUCUGUGAAAAAUAGCUUAAUCCGUGGAGUGAAAUGCAAAAACUAAAACUUCAGAAAAUGAAAGGGGAUUAUUAGAUAAACUUCGAUAAUAUACAUGAAUGAAAAAGUCAUCUAGAAAUUCUGAGCCUCCCUCAAGGUAUAGAAAAUUCUAGGCAAUUUUUGCUUCUCCUAACAGAUAUUUUACAGAAAACAGCCUUUGAGUGCCCCUCACUUCGGUUGUUUGGCAAGACUAGCACGUUGUACGUGCCUAAGUUUUGUCCGAGCCAGUCUGAGCACUACUUUUUGGGUAGGUACGUCAUGUACUGGAACAUUAAAUAUAAACAGACGGACAGUUUUUCUCCACUCACACGAAGUAGUACCCUCCUAGUCUCUCUUCACUCAGAGUUCUCGACUUUCGAUCCACAACGCCGAAUCCCAAUAACCAAGGUAAGAGAAGCUUUUCAUUACAUGAUACAUACAACUAAGAAUGGCGUAAGUGACAGGUUUGAACGAAACAACAGCAAAGAUGAGCACAGAGAUUGACAUGACUUGAGGGUUCACCCUUAUUUAUCUGUUCUUACAAAUUAGCGAAUUUCGUAUUUAUUGGACUCGUAGCCCUGCGUUUUGAGCUUUUCAAACUCUUAAAUACCGUUUUGUACAUAACUCAGUCUUGAUGUUAUGCGGUAACCGGUCUUUCCGAUACAUAGUCGCUCGCAUAACUGUUUUGCACGGCCAGUCCAUGGACUGUGGUGAAGUUUAUCGAUUAGGGUUAGAAAACUGAGUGAAUCAAGUUCCAUUAUAAAUCAUUACAGUUGAUUCCCGAUAACUCGAAGCAUCGCUAACUCGAACCUCGCGCUAACUCAAACCAUAAUCGAUUUCCCAAGGAUUUCCUUUAUUGCUGGUUCGCACUUGACGUCACGGCAGCCGUGUUGGUGGUCAAGAACAAAAGCAUUUCUCUCCUCUGGGAACUAAACUCUAUUUUCGUGUUUAUUCUUCGAGAAAAAUUUCUAUUGUAUUGACCCCCCAACAUGGCCACCUUGUCAUGUGUUUGCAAACCAAGAAUGCAUUUACUGUAAUUUUACCCUCGGUGAUUCGAACCUUUGAUAACUUGAACCUUCCGCUAGCCUGUGUACAGCCGCCCCUCGGGUACCCGCCUAUAAGGCUAGCCCAGUCGAUUUUGAAACCCAAAUUUUAUUCCGUAGAUAAGACCCUCCGAAUAUAAGCCCCUCAAAAAGGGUCUUUGAAAAAUAUAGGCCCCGGGGCUUAUUCUCUGAAUUUUACGGUAGCUGGUGAUUAGCUGAUCUGUUGACUCGAGUCAGAAAGGGAGUGGCCACAUCACCCAUGUAGAUCUUAUAAAACAUGCUGGCUUGAAGGAGAAGUCUACGAUCUUUCGGUGAGUCCCAUCCCAGGCAUUCCAACAUCGGAGAAACAUGGCUAAAAGUCGAGUACUCAUUAAGAACAAAUCGGGCUGACAAAUCAUGAUGACAAAAAUCCAAUGAUUCUGGCACUUUUUCUGCGCUGACCAAAGUCCCAACGUUUAAUCGUCGACCCUUUUCGAAGUGCAUGCUUACAUGGGGAAUGUAUGACGACAAAAAUGAAAACCACUCGCAAAAAUAACCUUUCAGUGAUCUUCAGUUUUCUCCUCUCGUCCCAUCGCUUCAUACGGCUCAGUCUGGUAAAAAUGUCCAUAAAGCCUUGGUUAAGGUGAUUCCCUAGUUUUGCACUGCGCAUCUCUUACUGCGCAUAACAAGAUGGCCGCCGUAAAAAAGAGCAUGUAAAGUAAUAUUAUUAAAAUGGAGUUGACUGAAAAGAAACGCUAUUGGAAUUUUUGCUUGCUGUUGUUUCUUGCCGAGGUGAGACUCAAUGUGUUGGGAAUGUGCAUAACGUAAGCAGUACGCGUGUUGCUGAAGUCGACCUCCUCUCGGAGAACCUCGAUAGCUUGUGCUUACUCACUUUGAUUUUCAUUUAAACACUUUCUUUAUCACAUUGUGUCCUAAAUGUGAUACCUCAAUGUAAAUUCUGUAAAAACGGAUUUUUCAAUACUUUCUUCCCCCUUUCACAUACAUUCUAUUUUGAAACUCGCCCCAGUCCUCUCUCAAAAAUCGGAGAAAAUGCGUUUGGUGCGCACUUUCUGCAACUCUACCGCAAAAACGAGUACGGUGACCCCCAUUUUUUAUUUUAUGAUUUUAAUAAGGACAGUGCUUCCUUUCGAUGAGAAAAAAAUUGGCACAAAUCUAUGUUCAGUUUUUUUGCAAUUUUACUAAAUUGUACGGAUUGAGCCAUCACGGGUCGAAAAGCGCUCGUCCAAUUUAAUUCUACUUUGGAGCGUAAAGUAAAAACAAGGGCAUUAAAAGGCAUUUUUCUGGUACGUAAGUGGAUAAACAAUACAUUAAAGUCAAAUUCUGUGUGAUGUCACAUGCAUCAUCGAAAAAAUCUCUCCUUUUUGUCUAGUUUUGCGCUGCCCGCGGUUUUUGUAAAAGGGUCCUAAAUAGCCGUAUUUGUCAGCAUUGUGACGUCAAAACGAGCACGGUGACCCCCACUUUUUAUUACUUUUUUAUCAUCUUCUUGACUUGUUACAUCAGUGUACCAAGUUUUAGCUAAAAUCUAUGUUAGGUUCUUUUACUAUGGAAUCACCUUAACUGCACACCGAACGAAAACAAUUUUUUUGAACAAAAACAUGUCUGACUGAGGGUCUCCUUUACCCCUUUGAAGUUACGUAAAAAUAUAGACACUUUUCACGCUUCACGAAUAAUUCAUAAAAUUUCUCUACGAUCAUGUAAAAACUGAGUAAUUCCCUUUUCCCGGAAAGAAAUGAGGGAGUAUAACUCUCAUUGUACGUGCCUAAGAUUUUUACCAUUGUCCGAGCCAGUCUGAGUACUAGUUUCUGGGCAGGUGCUUUAUGUACGGGAACAUUAAUACAAAACGCUGUUUGGAAAAAAACGGUCACAAUCACUUGAUCUUUUGUGUUGCUCAACGUAACUGCGCGGAAACCUUAUUAACAACGGUAAGAAAGGCUUUUUAGUGCAUGUUGUAUACAUAUUAGAAGAAUAACUUGAAGACAGGAUUGAUCGACACAGCAGAAAAGACGAGAUUUUAGCCCACAUAAAUCACAGCUUCCCUGGCGGGUGAUUUGUGCUGCUUUAUAAUUCAGAUAACUGCCUGUUGGCUAUUCGCACGAGACCCGUACACCAACUUGUGUUUGCUUUUCACACCGCAUUCUGACUAUAUUGAUUAGGGUUAAGCGCUGAAAAUAGUAACAGAUUUAAUAGAGUUAAAAACUGACCAUACUGAUUAGCUAGGGUUUAAUAAGCACUCACUCGAAACGGUCAGCUUCUUAGAUUAGGUUAGAGUUGUUGCUAUAUUGAAAUCAGUGUUGAAUAAUAAAACUGAGCCAUUGUUUUUAGCAAUCAGUGGAUGUGAAAAAUUUUAGAGCUUUUGAAAAAAAAUGGUAAAUGACGCAUGACUUAAUUGUUCUCUCCAAGUGGACUGUAUGUAUUACAGCAGGUGGUAAAUGCAACCAGGCGCACUGUUGUAUAAUUUUUGUGUCAGCUUAGAAAUGAAGAUGGAUAGAUAGUUUUAAUAAACGCUGUGGCUAUAUGGCCGGUAACUGGUCAAGGUUUUCAAAACACUAAAUGGCCGGCAGUCCUAAUAAUUAUUUCUCAAUAAAUUUGACAAAUCAGAAACUCCAGCUAAUCUAAACUAUCAUAUGUCCAUUUUUAUUUAAGAAAAGUCAAGCGAUCCUGAAAUGCUUCAUAUAUCUCAAGUUUAGUGUUUGGUUUACACUGGGCUCAGAAAAUGAAACCAUGUUUUGUGACACUUAGAACUUUUUUCAGGUCGACUGCCGGUCAAGGUUUUCAUAACACUAAAUGACCAGCAGUCCUGUUUCAGUAAACUUCACAAAUUGAAAAAAUCCAGCUAGACCAAACUAUCAUAUGUCGAGAUCCCAAUCAGCCCAACCAGUUUUGUGGGAAAUUAAUCAUAAAAUGCUGCAUCAAUAGGGAAAAAUUGGUAAAAUUUCCCACCAAUGAAAAGAUCAUGAAAAUAAGCAUGAACAUCAAAAGACUCACUCCCAACAAACUCAUGAUAUAGAAAUCCCACAAUCGGCUGGUUCAGGAUCUUGACAUAAUAUGAUAGUAAUAGGUUAGCUGGAAUUUUCGAUUUGUGAAAUUUACGGAAAAGACAGGACUGCCGGUCAUUUAGUGUUUUGAAAACCUUGACUGGUUACUGGCCAUAUAGCCACAGCGUUUAAUUAAGACUCACUUUGCAGCCUCCUAAGGAUGAAUUGCAUCAAUAAACAAAGAUGGUAUAAUAGACUAACUGGUAAUAACAAUAAUUGUCAUUACUAGUUAUUAUACCAUCUUUGUAUAUUGAUGCAAUUUAUAGUUACAAUAGACCGUUUUACGGAUGCGCAGGCAAUAUUGAAUUAAUUCGAUUUGAGGAGUAUUAUAGGAUGCCCAGGGGGCAUGAGUACAUUUCGUUUGUAUUUUCAAGUGCUUUUCGGCACAAUUUUUCUUAAAGUUUUCUUAGAAUAAGAUUGCAAUGGGGAAACAGAUCCUUGUGUCACGUUUCGAUGUAAUAAUGAUCGCCAUUUUCCCGAGAAAUAUACAGUGAAACACCAUAUUUCUAAUACUAAACGAGAAAAAGGCGAUCAUUAUUACAUCCAAACACGGCGCAAGGAUCUUUUUUCCUAUUAAAAUCUUAUUCUAAGAAAACUUUAAGAAAAUUUGUCCCAAAAAGCACUUGAAAAUACAAAUGAAUGUGCUCAUGCCCCCUGGGCAUCCUAUAAUACUCCUUAAAUUGAAUUAAUUCAAAAUGGCCGCCGUAUCGGGAAAAAGAUCUAUUAUUGUAACUAUGAAUAGGAUAAUAUAAUAACCACCAACUAAUAACUCAUAUGUAAAUAUUUGCAGUAUACACAAUAAAAUUACAGAUGGCCACCAUAAAAAUUUUCAAUAAAGCUACGUGCAAGAGUUCUACUGCUAAGACAUAGAUUGGAUAAAGGUAUUAAAAAAUGCUUGGUGCACAUCUUAGGUUGAGUAAAUUCACACUGUUUCGAAGAUUAUACCCGCUAACAUUCUUUGGUGGUAGUAGAUGGUGCAGCUUAUGCACAGAAUCAGAUACAGUGUACGACUAAUUCAAAUAGUUUGUUGCAUCGUUCAAUGCGUCUGUCCAUAAGAGAACUCAUGUUGUACAAUGUGAGGUUGUCAACAUAUUGAAGGCCGGGAGAUAUUAUUGACAGCGCACGCUUCUGAAUGCCCUCUAAGUCGUUGCUUAAAUACACAGGCAAUGCAUGGUGGUAUAAACUUUAAGGUGCACAGUACUCUAAUACUGGCGUAAUGCAGGUAUGAUAGAAACUGAUGAAAUCACAGGUCAUGACCUUGGCGCGCUUAAGCAAAAUAAGGAAAAACAUUUGCUUAUUGGCCUUCUUGAUUACACCAGGAAUGUGACAAUUCCAUUGAAGGGUGCUAGGUAUAGUUAUGCCUAAUACUUUUGUGUGGUUCACAAGUUCAAGUUCCUUUGAGUUGACAGUAAACGCAUCAAACUAGUAGGUAGGUCUUUUGAAGUCGAUCAACAGUUCCUUACACAUAUCUAAAAAGCAAACAGUUAAUUCUUUGCAACAAGAACCAUGAUUGGUGACCAGGGUGUCCAGUUCCUAUUUUUUCCGAUUUUUUGAACAUGUUCCUAUUUUCUCCUAUUUUUCUUAUUUUUUAGCUAGUGAAGCCAAAAUUUGUAUCAAAAUUGAACAUGGAAUUUUUAGUUGUAUGUAUUUUAAAGUGAGAAUUAUCGUAAAGCAAGUAAUAUGUCGACUUUGAUGUUCUCAUAUCAGCAAAGAUAACAGUUACAUUUGUUCUUUCUACAUCCUCUAUUGCCCAUUAGAGUUCUGUUGACAACUUUGUUAUAUUGUCACUUUUUGUAAAAUUUUUUAGUGCCCCUAUAUGUAUUGUACAUGUAUGUAGCGUUAUAGCUCUUAUGACUAUUGAAUAAUGUUGUGCAUAGCCCACUGAAACUGCAUUUCACAUGAUAUAUUUUAUUUUGAAGUCUUGCUCGCUUUUAUGUUCAUCUUUGAAAGUGAAAACAGGAUCAGGUUGUCCUCUCACAUUACAUAGGUCAGAUAAGUCAUCCUAUCAGCUUCUUGUUUAAAAAACCAAUCACUACAUACCUGGCUGGAUUCUGGAUCCUACAUGAAAAGAACAGACUCAAGUUUAGUUUACGCCACCAGCUCUCUUGGUGAGGCCUUGUUGACAGCUCUACCUAAGCAACUGACGAAGGAUCCAAUAUUUUGUUUGCAGAACCGGUCUUGCAGUCAUAGCUAAGCAGAGUGUUUUGUUCCUCUUAGAACUUAACCAUGACACACUUACAAUCUGGUACCAAAUAGACAAGGGCACCCAAAGACUGUUUUCUGUAAAAUAUCUGUUCGGAGAAGUAAAUAUUGCCUAGAAUUGUCUAUUACUUGAGGACGGCUAAAAAUUUCUAUAUGACCGUUCCAUUCAUGUACAAUUUUCAAAGCUUAUAUUAUAAAUUUGCUACUACUUCCUGAAGUUUAAUUUUCAUAUUUUACUUCCCAAGUUUUGUAAACCUAAAAUUUUCAGAUUUCAAAAUGUCAUGAUGGCAAGAAGAAUAAGAAAAUGCCUCACUUUCAUAAUAUGUCAAAUUGUAUCUUGUAAAAUUUUUGGGAAAAUAAUACUGAAGCCCUUGUAAUUUUUUUAUUCUGAAAAGACUCAAGUUCCGCUAGGAUGACCGAAUAGAUACAAAUUUUAUAGCACCGCUUAGAACGCCUUAAGAAUGUCUAAAGAUCUUAAAGUACUCUGGAUAGCCUUAAUGUUUUCAAGCUAUUUAGGAGGAAACCAUCGUCGGGUGCCCCCGAACAGGUCACUAGAGAGUGGGAGCUUAUUUGAGGAGGGAGUACUUAAUAGAGGAUUUUCGGAUGUGAUUGGCAGCUGCGAAAACCAAACUUGUAAGCUGUCUUUUAAGUCCCGGAAUUUGCAUGUUAUUGAAAAGUAUAGUUGUCUGGAUAGAGUUAGCUGGAUUAAAUGGUUUAAGAAAGUUGAAUAAUAAUGUGUUUAUGUUAUGUUGAAAGGGUGCAAAGGAAGCUACACUUUAUGCCUUUUAAGUGUAAACAGUGUGGCAAGUGUUUUAGCAGAGCAGGAACUCUAAGGAAGCAUAAACUAGUUCACACUGGGGAAAAGCCUUAUGAAUGUAAACACUGUGGCAAUUGUUUUAGCCAAGCAGGAGUCCUAAAGCGUCAUGAAAGAGUUCACGCUGGGGAAAAGCCUUAUGAAUGUAAACGAUGUGGCAAGUGUUUUAGCCAAGGAGGAAACCUGAGGCGUCAUGAAAGAGUUCACACUGGGGAAAAGCCCUAUGAAUGUAAACAGUGUAGCAAGUGUUUUAUGGAAGCAGGAAAACUAAGGAGUCAUGAAAGAGUUCACACUGGGGAAAAGCCAUAUGAAUGUAAACAGUGUGGCAAGUGUUUUAGCUGGUCAGGAAACCUGACAAAACAUGAAAGAGUUCACACUGGGGAAAAGCCUUAUGAAUGUCAACAGUGUAGCAAGUGUUUUAGCGAAGCAGGAAAACUAAGGAUUCAUGAAAGAGUUCACACUGGGGAAAAGCCUUAUGAAUGUCAACAGUGUGGCAAGUGUUUUAGUGUAGCAGGAAAGCUAAAGGUUCAUGAAAGAGUUCACACCGGGGAAAAGCCGUAUGAGUGUAGACAGUGUGUCAGGUUUUUUAGCAAUGCAGGAAACUUGAAAACUCAUCAAAGAGUUCACACUGGGGAAAAACCUUAUAAAUGUAAAACCUGUGGAAAAUGUUUUAGCCAUGGACACACCCUAAAGUAUCAUGAAAGAGUUCACACUGGGGAAAAGCCGCAUGAAUGUAAACAAUGUGGCAAGUGUUUUAACCAAGCAAACAACCUGAGGAUGCAUGAAAGAGUUCACACUGGGGAGAAGUGUAACCUUAAGAGAGGAGGAAGUGAUGUAAGGUCAGGAUUUACAAACGACACACUGUCACAGAUAGAGACUGGAAACAGUGGUAUGGAAGUCAAGCAAUCAGUCAUCACUAAGAAACACAGCUGUUGGGUUUGUCAAGAGGAGAUGGGUAGUGAAGCUCUUCUUCAACAUUACGAAAAUCAUAUGAGCCAUGUAGCUAAAGAUGGCUCGUAAAGAUGACAAACGCUUCGGUCUUUAGGUUUUUUCAAGUUUCGAUUCGGUUUAUAAGGUUUUGCUUUUUAAGUGUAAGGGUCAUAUCAUUAGGUUUACCUUCGAUAAAUCGGUUGAAUUGAAAUGUUCGAAAUAGGAUUAUGAAAAGACAUUACUAAGAAGAGAUUUCACUCUUUACUAAAAGUUGGACAAAGCAGUUUUUCCCACGUGCAAAGGGCUUAUUUUUUUUUGUUAAAACGUCGACUUUUAAGGUGGCUCGAUCCCAUUUAUAUGCGUGUUGGUUAUGUUUUUGAAUCGCGUUUUUCUGCAGGAACGAUUUAACCGAUAUCUAUGACUUUUGGCAUCGUUAGAAAGUGUUAUUCAUUUUCUUGUCAGAAUAAACACGUUUGAGAUGUCGGUAUAUAUUUCAUGGGUAUAUUAUUUUUACAAAUUCUUAAUAGCCGAGCAAGAAUUCAGGGUUCACUGUCUACAAAAAGGCACACCUUGACUCGGCUGCCUCGUACCCAGAUGUCUCUCUCUCGAUGAAAAUGUGCGCGCAAAGGAAGGCGGGAAGGAGACAACGGGCGAGACGUGCUUCGUCUGCCGUCUGUAACCUUCCCAUGAUCCCUUGCGGCUCAUCACCAGUCACUCGCGUUUCGCGCUCGCCUCUACCAUGCGAAAAACGAAGCGCCUGAGGAGGACGCUGGGCUUGCGGUGUUCCAGACUUUUGACUCAUAGCAUCGAGGCAGACCAGCUGAUUUGCUAUUCGCUGAAGCGCAUCUUUCUUUUCCGCAGUGGCUGGCAAGAGACGCCACUAGUUAGGGAGAGACCAGGGGAGACUGGAAACAACUCUUGUGGCUGGCCUGUUACGUCAGCCUUUGACAUAAAAUAAAUUUUGGCGGACAUCUUACGCUGUCCGCACAACGAGGACAAGAUUUCGCAACGAUGAUGUUGCCGACACUCAUGUGGGAUCCUUGAGGGAGACUGUUGUCCUAAGUCGUUGCAAGAAAAGCAGAUUAUUUUAUACUCACAACAUCUUCAGAAAAAGCUAUAGCUUUAUUGCAUUAAGAAUGGAAAAAAUACGUGAAAUAUUGUGAAAAUCACGUUUUCGUGUGGAGGCUAUCAUAUUUGUAUGUUUUUUUCUGGCUGCUUACCUGAGUCGCGCACCAAGCACCACUCAGCAUGGUCGCCUUUUCUCGCGUUACAAGCGGUAGACUUCAUUUUGGAACUAGCACCUUCACGAUUAUCGAGAGGAACAUAAAAGCUAUCUUCAGGGAGUAUUUCAGCUCGUUAUGUUUUGAUUCAGGUAAAAUAUUCAUGAUGAUAAUCUGAAUAAUUUUUAGUUGCAGACCAAGGACCACAUACUGUAUUGUUUUAUUUUCACUUGACACUUUUACAAUUAAAUGUGGUUGAAAAGUUCACUGUACAGUUAAAACUGUUGUUUUUUUUCUUACUUCCAACUAUUUGCUUUGAGCUCCCAAUAACUCGAACCCCUGAAUUAAAUUGGGUGGCGAAUGUAAAAAUGCUAGUUUCUCAAAACUCAAGAUUCAGUUUUUGCGUUUCGAAACUCGAUUCAUUCGAGGCUCGAGUAGUGCUCCAGUUUUGUCUCGUCACGCAUCGCUCCAGGCAGGUACCGAAGGUAUUCAUCUGAGAUAGAGCUGACUUAAUUAUAAUUGUCAUAGCAGAACACAACUUCAAUUAAGAGUGCCGGCAACUUUGUGGACUUGGGAUGGGCCAAUUUAUUUUGGCUUGGGUCCUCUUUUUUCUACCUUUUUUAAAGCUGAAGCAGUCCAAAACAACACGUGACUCAAACUGUUAUUGAUUUGUUGGAUGCUUCAUGUAAGUGCUGUAUGGUGAUACUAAAGCUAAUAAUGCAAGAAAUGGUUGUGAUUAGAAUGGAUACCUCAAAUUUAGAUCGCCAUCUUCCCUCAAAAUGCAUGAUAGUCUCUUGUCGCUAACAAGUAGUAUUUAGGAGAAGAAAAAAACGGAAGGUAGUACAUCGGACUUAAACCAGCAUCAUUUGAUGUAUAAUCCAUAUGUUUUUAAAACAGCGCUUAACCCUAGUCACUGUUCUUUAUUGCUAAACCCUGUAUUCAACUCUUUUCCAUGCACAACUGUCUCUUACUCUGAUUUCCCACUUUUCUUAAUGUGACCAAUAAGUUUGCAUAAAUAUAGUUUAGCAUGCUAUGAGUAUAACGAUGUGUACUAAACAUAAAUAUAUAAACCUCUUUUUCUCCAAUGAUGUUUACAAAGACUCCUUUCCUUUUUUCUCAAGCUUUGUGCUCAUUCUUCUGCGCUGCUUGGUUUUUGCUCUCUGCAGGCGUCAAAUAGAUAAAAAAACAAACAAUGUCUGUGGGCAGGCAUUCACCUCUCAGAACAAAAGUAUUUAUUAUUCAUCACUCGUAAAAACUUAAGUGCAACACUCACAAUUUCUGUUGUUUGCACAUCACUUAAGUACAGACUUAAAAAAAAAUCAUAAGUGAAGGCCUAUCAUAAGUGUAAUCUUGCCUAUACUCUCCUAGUGGAUUUUAUGUGUUGCAAGUGCGAAAUGCAACCAAAAUCCCAGGGGCUGGGAAUUUCCCUGAGCUUCAAAAUGAACAUGACUCACCAAAGGGAAAUUAGAUUCAUUUUGAAAAUUACAGUAUUUACUCAAAUAUUUAAGAGCUGUGGCAAUAAUCAAGUCUUAACUGCAGCACUUAUUCACGGGCAGUGUUUAUCCAAGAGUUAGUAGCAGCAAAGAAUUGUUUUAUUAAUAAUUGUUCCUAUUAAUAUUUUCAAUGUAAACUAUUAAGCUAAUAGAAUUAAUUUUUUUGUUAGCAUCUAAGCCACUUUAUUUAAACCUUGCUGUCCCAAAUGCAGUGCUUAUUUGAGAAGGGCAUUUAAUCUGGGGUGCCACGGGUGCCUAUUACGCAGGCUCCAGAGUGCCAUAUAUUCCAGUAGAUAAGGUGCUGAUUUAAUGGCUUUUUUGAGAUUUAUCUUAGAAGGGGUGCCAUAGGUGUGAAAUGGAGGGAUGCAAGGGCACUUGGGUAGGGACUGGGAUGGUAUGUUACAGGUCCAAAUUAUUAAAUUCAGAUGAAAGAUGGUAAAGUCAAUUCACUGUUACCUUCCAACAUUAUUUCUCUGGUCAAGUACAAAAACGAAAAAAAACACUAUGGUAACAGAAAUUUACCAGACUUGUCAAAAUAAUCAUGAGCAACUCUUCUCACUGACAGAUUUAAGACACUUAUUUUAUCAGUUGUUGUUCUGGUUAUUGUGUGGGAAACUCCCUGUUAUGAACCUUUGUUCAGUAGCCUGUGAGCAAGCUCUCUGAGUCACAGGUGGAGCUCUUGGGUUGGGGGAGAAUGAAAUCAAUCGAGCCAAAAGUAUUUGUCAUAACUUCCUUACCAUACAGUAUGGUGAUCAUGGUAAACAACAUGUCUCAAUUGCCUCAUUGCUCUUAUGAAUUAAAUAAAACAGUAAAAAACACAACUGUAAAUACCUUCUUAGGUUCUUUAUUGUUGUCAUUACUUUGGUAUUUUGUAGGUAUCCUCAAUUACUUUACAUUUGCAAACAAGAAUAACAUAACAAGUUGAUAAAGUUUAUUAUUAUUAGCAUUGAAAAAACAGUAAUAUUUUAUUAUCUUUGCAGUAGACAUUCUAAAUUAAAUUACUUUUGGGUUUAUCAAUAUCUCAUGGCAGUGUCUCUUUUAUUUAGCUGCAUUUAAUGGUUUCUUAAAGUUGAUUGUUAAUGUUUUUAUUUUCUGUUGAAGAGAAACAAUGGAAGCGACACUACAUACUCCAUGUCUUUUAAAGUGCAAACAGUGUGGAAAGUGCUUUAGCCAAGCAGGAAGCUUAAAAACUCAUGAAAGAGUUCACACUGGAGAAAAGCCUUAUGGAUGUAAACAGUGUGACAAAUGUUUUAGCCAAGCAGUUCACCUAAGGAAUCAUGAAAGAGUUCACACUGGGGAAAAGCCCUAUAAAUGUAAACAGUGUGGCAAGUGUUUUAGCCAAGCUGGAAAACUUAGGAUUCAUGAAAGAGUCCACACUGGGGAAAAGCCAUAUAAAUGUAAACAGUGUGACAAGUGUUUCCGCCAAAAAGGAAGUCUAACAUGUCAUGAAAGAGUUCACACUGGGGAAAAGCCAUAUGAAUGUAAACAGUGUGGCAAUUGUUUUAGCCAUGCUGGAAGCCUUAGGAUUCAUGAACGAGCUCACACUGGGGAAAAGCCUUAUGAAUGUAAACAGUGUGGCAAGUGUUUAGGCGAUGCAGGAGGCCUAAGGAUUCAUGAAAGAGUUCAUACUGGGAAAAAGCCUUAUCAAUGUAAACAAUGUGGCAAGUGUUUUAGCCGAUCAAGAGACCUAAUGAGACAUGAAAGAGUUCACACUGGGGAAAAGCCCUAUGAAUGUAAUCAGUGUGACAAGUGUUUUAGCCAAGAAGUUCAACUAAGAAGACAUGAAAGAGUUCACACUGGGGAAAAGCCCCACAAAUGCAAACAGUGUGACAAGUGUUUUAGCGAAGCAGGAAAGCUAAGGAUUCAUGAAAGAGUUCACACUGGGGAAAAGCCGUAUGAAUGCAAACAGUGUGGCAAUUGUUUUAGCGAAUCAAGGAGGCUAAAGAUUCAUGAAAGACUCCACACUGGGGAAAAGCCGUUUGAAUGUAAACAGUGUGGCAAGUCUUUUAGCGAAGCAGGAAAACUAAGGGUUCAUGAGAGAGUUCACACUGGGGAAAAGCCUUAUGAAUGUAAACAGUGUGGCAAGUGUUUUAGCCGAUCAGGAGACCUGAUAAGACAUGAAAGAGUUCACACUGGGGAAAAACCUUAUGAAUGUAAACAGUGUGGCAAGUGUUUUCACCAAUCAGGAGCGCUAAGGAGACAUAACAGAGUUCACACUGGGGAAAAGCCUUAUGAAUGUAAACAGUGUGGCAAGUGUUUUAGUGAAUCAGGAAAGCUAAAGAUUCAUGAGAGAGUUCACACUGGGGAAAAGCCGUUUGAAUGUAAACAGUGUGGCAAGUCUUUUAGCCGAUCAGGAGACCUGAGAAGACAUGAAAGAGUUCACACUGGGAAAAAGCCUUAUGUAUGUAAACAGUGUGGCAAGUGUUUUAACGAAGCAGGAAAGCUAAGGAUUCAUGAAAGAGUUCACACUGGGGAGAAGCCAUUUGAAUGUAAACAGUGUGGCAAGUGUUUUAUUGAAGCAGGAAAGCUAAAGAUUCAUGAAAGAGUUCACAGUGGGGAAAAGCCGUUUGAAUGUAAACAGUGUGGCAAGUGUUUUAGCCAAUCAGGAGACCUAAAGAGACAUGAAAGUGCUCACACUGGGGAAAAGGCUUAUGAAUGUAAACAAGUGGUUUUGUCAAUCAGGACACUUUUAGAGUCACUCAAAGUCCACAGCAAAAAAAGGUCACAUAAAUGUGAUAGUAACAAGGGUCUUUUUAAGAGUUUGCAUUGUAAGGUUAAGAGGGCAGGAUUGACUAACAGGACACUGUUAGACAGCAUCUGUCAAGAGGAGAUGAGUAGUGAAUCUCUUCUUCUUCAUUAUUAUGAAAACCAUAUGAGGCAUGUUGCUGUAGAACACUCACAAAAUUAACAAAUGCUCGAGUCUGAGUGUUGUUAAAUUUUGUUUGGUUUUUGUUGGGUUUGCAUUUACAUGUAAGCUGCAUAAACUAUCUGUUUUGUCACCUUUGAUUAAUUGGUUGCGUUGAGUUUGAAUUGUGUUUCCCGUAAAUGGGUUUUAAAAAAGUUCUUGAAAUAUAUUAAUGUUGACGGUUUUGUACAUUGGCAAUUCAAUUUGUUGGUGAUCUUUUAAUAAUUCUAGUGACAAUCACACCACUAGUGAAAUUAGAUGAUAAAGAAAAUGUUCAGACUUUGAGCGCUGAGGUCGUUGCUUGAUGGAUCAAAGAACUGCCAUUCUCCUGCCAGUCCUAAUAGAUAAAAAAUUUCGGAUUUAAACUGAAAGGAGGAGAUCUUUCUUACACUCCUCGGAUUGUUGGUACAGGCUACUUUUUUACUUUAUAUACCUUUUUUAUAUUAUCUAAACCCGUAGAGUAGCUUUUCUUCAGAGAUAAUAAAGCGCUUUUAUGCUUCAUACAAUGAGUAGGUUGUCAAAUGUUAGACUACGAGUAGUACCCCAUUUUUCCUCAGGGAUAGUAGAGCGAGCGAAACGCGAGGGCGUGUGAAAAUCACCCGACGCGAGAAAAGGCGACACGCUUUUUCUCGCGAGGGGUGAUUUUCACGCGCGCUCGCAUUUCGCUAGCUCUACUAUCCCUGAGGAAAAAUUGGGGACUACUCGUAGCCUAGUCAAAUGUUGCCAAGAGUUGUGCAAAGCUACCUUUAUAGGUGUUAUACCUUUGAUGUUCUAAACAUCGCUUUUGGUUGCUGAAUUUUGUCACCCAUCCGGGUGAAUUUUGUCACCCAAUAGCACUAUGUGUUUUGUUUACGUGACCCACGAACUGAUGCACAAAAUCAGGCUAAGUAAUAAAGUGUGGCACUCUUUCAUUUUAGUUCACCCCCUACUCAACCGACCCCCAAAUCAUGUGAACGUGAAUCAAAGCCGAAAAAAAAUAGUCCCUUAGUUUUGUUUACGUGACCCGAGAAUUGAUGCACACAAUCAGGCUAAGUGAUAAAGUAUGGGAACCUUUUAUCUUGGUUCACGUUAACGUGAAUCAAAGCUGAAAAAAUUGUCCCUUGUGUGUUGUUUACGUGACACGUAAACGGAUGCACGCAAUCAGGCCAAAUAAUUAGGUAUGGGACCCUUUCAUCUUGGUUCCCCCCUACUAAACCGACCGGCCCCUAAAUUAUAACGUAACCAAUGGACCAAUGUACAAGAUAAGUAGUGGUAGAGGGGUGAUUUACUCCGUUUUGGUGCCUAGCAAGUGCCUAGUCCUGCAUACUAAUUUUAUAAGUGUCUAGUCAGCGUCCAGCUAACUAGAUAAAAUUGCGUUCCUUCACACUAAUCGAAGUUUGACCGGUUUUUGAAAUAUGUUCAUCGUGACAUUGACCGUCCUAUUGAUUGGCUCCGCCAGAAGAAGUUGGAGCCUGGUUGCCCUGUGGCUUUCCCAGUUCCCAAGUAAAUGGUCAUAAUUUGUCCUGUCAUCUGCGCUGUUUUUUCUUUUUGGACUGCCUCCGGUUUUCGUUCCUUUUUGUGAAAUUGCCUCGUUUUUUGUUGCUGUUUGCGAGUAGGCGAGGUUCGAUACCUCAGCGAGUUUGGCGGACGGGUUCCCCCUCCAUACAGGAGCCGAUUACUAAGUAAUCGGCUCCUGCUCCAUACUGUUUUUGUGCUGCUGUGUGUGUGUGGCUGUUGCUAGGAUGUCGUUUAGCGCCAUUGCACUCACCCCACCGAGGGGGCGGCCACUCACCUUAAAUAUAAAAGAGGUUAGUCUUUUCCUCGAGAUAGAACGAAGAAAACCAUGGUCAGCAUAAUACACAUUGUACUGUCGCAAUUUGUAAUAAUCAUCGCACUUUGUAAUACCUGUCGCAGUUUGUAAUAAAUUCAUCGCAAUUUGUAAUACUUGUCACAAUUUGUAAUAAACCGUGUCACACUUUGAAAUGAAAAAGCUGUCGCAAUUUGUAAUAACUGUCCAUCGCACUUUGUAAUAAACUAACCUGUUGCAAAAAAGCCUUUAAAGAUCUAAUUUCCAGCCCCCUUUCAAUUUAGGCGCUCGGUCAAUAUAUUUUGCGUUAUACUGUGUAAUGAAAUGUUUUUAGGAGGUAAAAAGAUAAUUUACAUCAACUGCAGUGAUUAACAGUUCAGCAGAGGUAGUAGGGAGGGUGGAUAAAGUCUUGAUCCUUAUAAAGCUACUCCGUUGAAAAUUUAAUGUACGGACCGGUGUUCACGCGUUUCUUUAUUUAUUGGUACUAUUAUUAUUAUUAUGCCUUUUUGGGGGGGGGGGCUUGUCGUCUCCCGGGAGUUUCCAACUACAGUCUUGUAAGCGAUCGCAUGGUAAAGCAAUAGGGGGUUGUUCCUUACAAGAGCUUCAGAAAGUAAUUGCGCAUAAAGAAAAAACAAAAGAAAAUACUGUUUAAUAAGUAUCUUUAUAUAAGCUUAUAUACACACGGCUAAACUUUACGUCCAAUUUUUACCACUAUCGAAGACUGCACUCUCAUCGAAGUUUUGAUUUAUAUCAAAACAACUCUCGCUUUUAUACGAGCGCUUAAAAACGAAGUCCAAGGAACCCAAAGGUCCAGUUGGGUAAUUCCAAAAGAGGUCGCAGUCGCUUACGAGAGCUUUUCAUUACAAAGUUUAAGCAUGGAUAAUAGUGAUGGUUUAAGUCACAGUUCUAACGGGGUUUCACCCGGGGGUUUCACAAAUGUGGUAGUAACUAUUGGUCGCUUACGAGUUACAAGAGUGGUCGAAAGGAGAGUUUCGACUGUCCUCAUGCACGUUAUUAGACUUUCUCAAAGUCAUUCGCUUCCCAUUUCCGGUUCAGGUAGUUGGCCCAAAAAACAUGAAAAAUCUUCCCGCUCGCGCUUCGUGCUCGUGAAAAAAAUUGAGCUCGACUUGUCAGGGGCACUCAACGACGGUUUUCUCCUAAAUGCAUUGAAAACACUUUUUAGACUAUCCAAAGUACUUUUAGAUCUUUAGAAAUACAUUUUCUUUCGGCGCUAUAAAAAUUUAUAUCUGUUCGGUCAUCCUAGGGCAAUUUGAAUCUUUUCGAAAUUACAAAGGCUUGAGUAUUAUUUUCCCGAAAAUUUUAAAUGCAAUUUAAAGUUUUACGAAAGUGAGAAUUUUUCUGAUUUCUCUUUCCUUCGCAUUUUCGAAUCCGAAAAUUUUAGGUUUCUUUUUCUGUGAAAAAUAGCUUAAUCCGUGGAGUGAAAUGCAAAAACUAAAACUUCAGAAAAUGAAAGGGGAUUAUUAGAUAAACUUCGAUAAUAUACAUGAAUGAAAAAGUCAUCUAGAAAUUCUGAGCCUUCCUCAAGGUAUAGAAAAUUCUAGGCAAUUUUUGCUUCUCCUAACAGAUAUUUUACAGAAAACAGCCUUUGAGUGCCCCUCACUUCGGUUGUUUGGCAAGACUAGCACGUUGUACGUGCCUAAGUUUUGUCCGAGCCAGUCUGAGUACUACUUUUUGGGUAGGUAGGUCAUGUACUGGAACAUUAAAUAUAAACAGACGGACAGUUUUUCUCCACUUACACGAAGUAGUACCCUCCUAGUCUCUCUUCACUCAGAGUCUCGACUUUCGAUCCACAACUCCGAAACCCAAUAACCAAGGUAAGAGAAGCUUUUCAUUACACGACAUAUACAACUUAGAAUGGCUUAAGUGGCAGGUUUGAACGAAACAACACCAAAGAUGAGCACAGAGAUUGACAUGACUCGAGGGUUCACCCUUAUUUAUCUGUUCUUACAAAUGUAGCGAAUUUCGUAUUUAUUUGACUCGUAGCCCUGAGUUUUGAGCUUUUCCAACUCUUAAAUUCCGAUUUGUACAUAACUCAGUCUUGAUGUUAUGGGGUAACCGGUCUUUUAGAUACAUAGUCGCUCGCAUAACUGUUUUACACUGCCAGUUCAUGGACUGUGGUGAAGUUUAUAGAUUAGGUUUGGAAAACUGAGUGAAUCACGUUCCAUUAAUCAUUACAGUUGAUUCCCGAUAACUCGAACCAUCGCUAACUCGAACCUCGCGCUAACUCAAACCAAAAUCGAUUUCCCAAGGAUUUCCUUUAUUGCUGGUUUGCACUUGACGUCACGGCAGCCGUGUUGGUGGUCAAGAACAAAAGCAUUUCUCUCCUCUGGGAACUAAACUCUAUUUUCAUGUUUAUUCUUCGAGAAAAAUUUCUAUUGUAUUGACCCCCCAACAUGGCCACCUUGUCAUGUGUUUGCAAACCAAGAAUGCAUUUACUGUAAUUUUACCCUCGGUAAUUCGAACCUUUGAUAACUUGAACCUCCCGCUAACUCAAAGUCAUUUUUGCUUUCUCUCAGAUCAUUUGUAUAUAUUUUUAUCCUUGAUAACUCGAACCAUGUUUUGGUUAUACAAGUCGGAAAAUAAAACAGCAUACUGGCGUCCGAAAUUUUGAAUUUCCCAUUGAUGUGCACAUCCUCGGAGACCCAGGGGCAGAAAGUGGAGGCAAGGGAAAGUCUAAACGAGCGGAAAAAUAUACAUGUAACGAAGAAAAGUAAAGAACGGCGAGAAGAGCCCCUGGGGACAAUGUCUUACCAGACCAGUUCCAAACCGUCGCCGCCGUUCUGACUUCUGAUUGGUGCCAGAAAAACACAAGUUUUCUGGCACCAAUCAGAAGCCAGAACGGCGGCGACCGUUUGGAACUGGUCUGGUAAGACAUUGUCCCCAGGGGCUCUUCUCGCCGUUCUUUACUUUUCUUUUGUGCUACACUUUCCCGCCUGUUUAGACUUUCCCUCGCCCCCACUAUCUGCCCCUGGGUCUCCGAGGAUGUGAUGUGCACUACUUAGGCUAUGUUUUGUUACGUUAUUUCUGAUUUAUAAUCGAGAAGUACAGUAUGUGGCCCAUGGUCCGUGAGGUCCUUGGUCUGCGACUUUUCCAAAAAUGAUAAAAUAUAUCGUCGAGAAAAAAAAAUAUGGAGAAUAAUUAAAGAUAUCGUGAUUUACUGAUUAGCAUUCUUUCAUAUGAUGACGUUUUGGUUUUCUUGCUAUGGGUGAAGGCAUGAAAUUAAAGUUUGUUGACAGGUAGGUUUAAUUUGUCUUUUUUGAAGUUUGGACUUUUGCAGCACCGCAAAUUACAUGGUCAUGUUUACUUAGCUUGUGAAUAAAAAACGAAACAGGAAGAUGUGCCUUUUUGCAGAACAGGUUUUCAGGUCAACCUAUUUCUGCUGUUGGAAGCAUAUUGCUGCAGACUUUGAAUUUUUUGUCUUAUCGACUCUCGAAAAAUAUCACCAAAGUUCGCUAGUGGUCCUUGGUCUGCAACUUAUGACCUUGGUUGAAUAAAACUUCGCAAAAUAAAAAGUGACGGCCUUUAUUUUCGAAUAAUGUUUUAAAAAUCUUCCCUAUACAUGCCUACAAGUACUCUUAUUUAAAUAUCGUAAAAUUCCGAAAAUAAACCCCUCCAUGUACAAGCCCUUCCAAAUAUAAGCCCCCCAAACCAGUAACGCAAAAAACCCUCCGUUAAAUUGCCCCUCCAAAUAUAAGCCCCCCGGGGGCUUGUACUUGGAAAAUUGCCCUCAAAUACCAAGUAAAACAAAGCAAAAACGGUAAAUUUACUUCCAACUACAAGGCUAGCCCAAUCGAGUUUGAAACGCAAAUUUCCCUCCGUAGAUAAGCCCCUCCAAAAAUAAGCCCCUCAAAAAGGGCCUUUGAAAAAUAUAAGCCCCGGGGCUUAUUUUCGGAAUUUUACGGUACCUCGAACGCAUACAGAGUUUUAAGUAAUUAUUUUCGACCACGCUGAAAACCACUCGUUGACGCUCGUGUGGGAGCCUUGAGGGAGACUGUUGUCCUAAGUCGUUGCAAGAAAAGCAGAUUAUUUUAUACUCACAACAUCUUCCGAAAAAGCUAUAGCUUUAUUGUAUUAAGAAUGGAAAAAAUACGUGAAAUAUUGUGAAAACACGUUUUCGUGUGGAAGCUAUCAUAUUGUUAUGUUUUUUUCUGGCUGCUUACCCGAGUCGCGUACCAAGGACCAUUGAGCAUGGUCGCCUUUUCUCGAGUUACAAGCGGUAGACUUCAUUUUGGAACUAGCACCUUCACGAUUAUCGAAAGGAACAUAAAAGCUAUCUUCAGGGAGUAUUUCAGCUCGUUAUGUUUUGAUUCAGGUAAAAUAUUCAUGAUGAUAAUCUGAAUAAUUUUUAGUUGCAGACCAAGGACCACAUACUGUAUUGUUUUAUUUUCACUUGACACUUUUACAAUUAAAUGUGGUUGAAAAGUUCACUGUACAGUUAAAACUGUUGUUUUUUUCUUACUUCCGACUAUUUGCUUCGAGCUCCCAAUAACUCGAACCCCUGAAUUAAAUUGGGUGGCGAAUGUUUCGAAACUCCAUUCAUUCGAGGCUCGAGUAUUGCUCCAGUUUUGUCUCAUCACGCAUCGCUCCUUAAGCCUUCCCAACUUAUCUAGGAAGAUCGAAAGGCCUCUGUUCGCAGGGUAUAAAUUGAUAAACAACAACUUCUUCAAAGACAGAUCUUUCCAGGGAUGCCUCAUUUUGGAGAUACGUCAUUUUGGAUAUUCUGACCAAUCCUGAAGGGAGAGAGAGAAAGAUCGAAAUAGAUUUCCAAAAGAAGGACCAAAUUUUGGCUUUUUGGGCAUGCGUGAAAAACAAAUAAGCUGUUUUCUUACAUCAGAUUAGUAAAAAAAUAUGCCUUUUUUCUUGCAAAACUUGCCAUUCUUAUGCUAAUUAGCCAAAAACCAGUCCAAAGAAGAGGAAUUGGUGAAAAACGCGGUUUUUUUGCCACUCGCUGGCUGUAACCAAAGAGUUAAUAAGGUUACCAAUCUUUUUUAAUUGGGCUCCUAGAAAUGCGGCUCGGGCUCUUAACUUUGUAUUUUAGGAGCCUGAAGGGCUCCCAAAAUCAGUCGUAGCCUGUUAAUGUGGGGGAUCUAUUUACCACAAGGGCAAGGGAGUAGGGGUUGGGAAUAGAGAAAAUAGAUGGCCUGUCAACAUCUUUUGAAGCAACUGAAAUUUGGUUUUCCCAGGAAGUGCAAAUUGCCUUUACAACUAAAAGGGGAUUAUCCUGUCAACGUCAUAUUCACAACUUGUAAUGCUCAUACAUGUAUGAUGCAAGCCGAAGUGCUUGUUAGCACCACAAGGCUUAUACCUGUUUACUUAAUACAAUCCACUCUCUUUUACUGGACACAUCUAUACUAAGACCGACACCUGCUUUUGGUCCCUGCCGUUUUUCAGUCAUUUUACUGUAACUAUACUCUCUAGAAGACGGGCACUUCUCUAAGACGGAUAAAAAUAGGCACUUUUAAGAGAAGUGCUUUAUAUAGUAAAAAUUACCUCAAAAUAAAACUGUAGGUGAUCUACAUGACAGUAAAUAGCAAAAUGUUUGACGUUUUCAAAUGUAGUCUUGUUCCAGUUUGCAUAGUGUAUACUGUUACCCUUUUAGACCAUGAAGCCAAAAAUGUUUGCAUGUAAUUGCACAAUGUAAAAAUACUCUCCUCUUUUCUAUCACAUUGCUUUAGUUUAAGCUGUUUUGUACAAAUUAAACAUACGUACAUUCAGCUUUAAAAUUGCUGGUGUCAUGUUACAUGUACCUUAACUAUCUAUAAGUCAGACACCUCUCUAAGACAAACAGUCCAGGCAGGUACCGAAGGUAUUCAUCUGAGAUAGAGCUGACUUAAUUAUAAUUGUCAUAGCAGAACACAACUUCAGUUAAGAGUGCCGGCAACUUUGUGGACUUGGGAUGGGCCAAUUUAUUUUGGCUUGGGUCCUCUUUUUUCUACCUUUUUUAAAGCUGAAGCAGUCCAAAACAACGCGUGACUCAAACUGUUAUUGAUUUGUUGGAUGCUUCAUGUAAGUGCUGUAUGGUGAUACUAAAGCCAAUAAUGCAAGAAAUGGUUGUGAUUAGAAUGGAUGCCUCAAAUUUAGAUCACCAUCUUCUCUCAAAAUGCAUGAUAGGAGUCUCAAUACUCUAAAAAGUAGUAUUUAGGAGAAGAAAAAAACGGAAGGUAGUACGUUGGACUUAAACCAGCAUCAUUUGAUGUAUAAUCCAUAUGUUUUUAAAACAGUGUUUAACCCUAGUCACUGUUCUUUAUUGCUAAACCCUGUAUUCAACUCUUUUCCAUGCACCACUGUCUCUUACUCUGAUUUCCCCACUUUUCUUAAUGUGACCAAUAAGUUUGCAUAAAUAUAGUUUAGCAUGCUAUGAGUAUAAUGAUGUGUACUAAACAUAAAUAUAUAAACCUCUUUUUCUCCAAUGAUGUUUACAAAGACUCCUUUCCUUUUUUCUCAAGCUUGGUGCUCAUUCUCCUGCGCUGCUUGGUUUUUGCUCUCUGCAGGCGUCAAAUAGAUAAAAAAAGAAACAAUGUCUGUGGGCAGGCAUUCACCUCUCAGAACAAAAGUAUUUAUUAUUCAUCACUCGUAAAAACUUAAGUGCAACACUCACAAUCUCUGUUGUUUGCACAUCACUUACGGUAAGUACAGACUUAAAAAAAAUCAUAAGUGAAGGCUAUCUUGCCUAUACUCUCCUAGUGGAUUUAAUGUGUUGCAAGUGCGAAAUGCAACCAAAAUCCCAGGGGCUGGGAAUUUCCCUGAGCUUGGGUAGGGACUGGGAUGGUAUGUUACAGGUCCAAAUUAUUAAAUUCAGGUGAAAGAUGGUAAAGUCAAUUCACUGUUACCUUCCAACAUUAUUUCUCUGGUCAAGUACAAAAAAGAAAAAAAAAACUACAGUAACAGAAAUUUACCAGACUUGUCAAAAUAAUCAUGAGCAACUCUUCUCACUGACAGAUUUAAGACACUUAUUUUGUCAGUUGUUGUUCUGGUUAUUGUGUGGGAAACUCCCUGUUAUGAACCUUUGUUCAGUAGCCUGUGAACAAGCUCUCUGAGUCACAGGUGGAGCUCUUGGGUUGGGGGAGAAUGAAAUCAAUCAAGCCAUAAGUAUUUGUCGUAACUUCCUUACCAUACAGUAUGGUGAUCAUGGUAAACAACAUGUCUCAAUUGCCUCAUUGCUCUUAUGAAUUGAAUAAAACAAUAAAAAAAACACAACUGUAAAUACCUUCUCAGGUUCUUUAUUGUUAUCAUUACUUUGGUAUUUUGUAGGUAUCCUCAAUUACUUUAUAUUUGCAAACAAGAAUAACAUAACAAGUUGAUAAAGUUUAUUAUUAUUAUCAUUGAAAAAACAGUAAUGUUUUAUUAUCUUUGCAGUAGACAUUCUAAAUUAAAUUACUUUUGGGUUUAUCAAUAUCUCAUGGCAAUGUCUCUUUUAUUUAGCUGCAUUUAAUGGUUUCUUAAAGUUGAUUGUUAAUCUUUUUCUUUUCUGUUGAAGAGAAACAAUGGAAGCGACAGUACGUAGUCCAUGUCUUUUAAAGUGUAAACAGUGUGGAAAGUGCUUUAGCCAAGCAGGAAGCUUAAAAACUCAUGAAAGAGUUCACACUGGAGAAAAGCCUUAUGAAUGUAAACAGUGUGACAAAUGUUUUAGCCAAGCAGUUCACCUAAGGAAUCAUGAAAGAGUUCACACUGGGGAAAAGCCCUAUAAAUGUAAACAGUGUGGCAAGUGUUUUAGCCAAGCUGGAAAACUUAGGAUUCAUGAAAGAGUCCACACUGGGGAAAAGCCAUAUAAAUGUAACCAGUGUGACAAGUGUUUCUGCCAAAAAGGAAGUCUAACAUGUCAUGAAAGAGUUCACACUGGGGAAAAGCCAUAUGAAUGUAAACAGUGUGGCAAUUGUUUUAGCCAUGCUGGAAGCCUUAGGAUUCAUGAAAGAGCUCACACUGGGGAAAAGCCUUAUGAAAGUAAACAGUGUGGCAAGUGUUUAGGCGAUGCAGGAGGCCUAAGGAUUCAUGAAAGAGUUCAUACUGGGAAAAAGUGUUAUCAGUGUAAACAAUGUGGCAAGUGUUUUAGCCGAUCAAGAGACCUAAUGAGACAUGAAAGAGUUCACACUGGGGAAAAGCCCUAUGAAUGUAAUCAGUGUGACAAGUGUUUUAGCCAAGAAGUUCAACUAAGAAGACAUGAAAGAGUUCACACUGGGGAAAAGCCCCACAAAUGCAAACAGUGUGACAAGUGUUUUAGCGAAGCAGGAAAGCUAAGGAUUCAUGAAAGAGUUCACACUGGGGAAAAGCCGUAUGAAUGCAAACAGUGUGGCAAUUGUUUUAGCGAAUCAAGGAGGCUAAAGAUUCAUGAAAGACUCCACACUGGGGAAAAGCCGUUUGAAUGUAAACAGUGUGGCAAGUCUUUUAGCGAAGCAGGAAAACUAAGGGUUCACGAAGGAGUUCACACUGGGGAAAAGCCUUAUGAAUGUAAACAGUGUGGCAAGUGUUUUAGCCGAUCAGGAGACCUGAUAAGACAUGAAAGAGUUCACACUGGGGAAAAACCUUAUGAAUGUAAACAGUGUGGCAAGUGUUUUCACCAAUCAGGAGCGCUAAGGAGACAUAACAGAGUUCACACUGGGGAAAAGCCUUAUGAAUGUAAACAGUGUGGAAAGUGUUUUAGUGAAUCAGGAAAGCUAAAGAUUCAUGAGAGAGUUCACACUGGGGAAAAGCCGUUUGAAUGUAAACAGUGUGGCAAGUCUUUUAGCCGAUCAGGAGACCUGAGAAGACAUGAAAGAGUUCACACUGGGAAAAAGCCUUAUGUAUGUAAACAGUGUGGCAAGUGUUUUAACGAAGCAGGAAAGCUAAGGAUUCAUGAAAGAGUUCACACUGGGGAGAAGCCAUUUGAAUGUAAACAGUGUGGCAAGUGUUUUAUUGAAGCAGGAAAGCUAAAGAUUCAUGAAAGAGUUCACAGUGGGGAAAAGCCGUUUGAAUGUAAACAGUGUGGCAAGUGUUUUAGCCAAUCAGGAGACCUAAAGAGACAUGAAAGUGCUCACACUGGGGAAAAGGCUUAUGAAUGUAAACAAGUGGUUUUGUCAAUCAGGACACUUUAAGAGUCACUCAAAGUCCACAGCAAAAAAAGGUCACAUAAAUGUGAUAGUAACAAGGGUCUUUUUAAGAGUUUGCAUUGUAAGGUUAAGAGGGCAGGAUUGACUAACAGGACACUGUUAGACAGCAUCUGUCAAGCGGAGAUGAGUAGUGAAUCUCUUCUUCUUCAACAUUAUGAAAACCAU
This is a messenger RNA of Porites lobata, 30834 nucleotides long. Lineage: Eukaryota; Metazoa; Cnidaria; Anthozoa; Scleractinia; Poritidae. The record is from the annotation of a GenBank genome assembly.